CUCAGUGUGUUUACGUCUGGAGCUUUAGACGUGGAAACAACAUGGAGGCUACAGAGGAAUAUGUGUUGUGUCACUGCUGAGAGUGUCUGAACAACAUGUUUGCGGUCCAGUGAAGAGGCUGUCCUCCUACACCUGUAGCUGCACCAGUAUCACCUGCACUCUCUAAAACCAGUUACAUUCCUGUAGAGAAUAUGGACCACCUGCCGGACAACAACUCCAGGUACAAAGACGUUGACUACUGGGAUGAAAGAUACAAGACGGAGCAGAGUUACGACUGGUUGGGCAGCUUCUCCAAAUUCCAGCACAUUCUGGAAAACCACGUCAAGAAAGAAGACUCUAUUCUGAUGCUUGGUUGUGGAAACAGCAGUUUGAGUGGCGACAUGUACAUCGCUGGCUUCCGCUCCAUUACCAACAUAGACUACUCCUCAGUGUGCAUCAGUACUAUGAGUGCCAGGCACAGCGACUGUCCCGGUAUGACCUGGCACGAGAUGGACGUCCGCCAGCUCUCCUUCCCCGAUGCGUCCUUCGAUGUCGUUCUAGAGAAGGCCACGCUGGACGCCCUCAUGGUGGACGAGAAGGAUCCAUGGAGGUUGUCUCCUAAGACCACCUGUUUCAUUCACAAGGCGCUCACAGAGAUUAGUCGCUGCUUGAAGCCCGGAGGACGAUUCGUCUCCAUCACCUUCCACAGCCCCUUCCUCAGGAAACGCCUCUACGCUCGCACCGAGUAUAACUGGUCGAUAAAGAAGUUCAGUUACGACGGAGGUUUUGAAUAUUUCGUGUAUGUAAUGACCAAAGGAGAGAAGCUCAGCCCAGAGGAUGCAGCGCUGGAGAAGAAGCUGCUAGAUGAUGCCAAAUCCCCUCCUGCCAAGGUCACCACAUUACACACUGAGCCUGAUGAGGACUUCCUGUCUAACAUUGACUUGUAAAAUACUGGACUAUCUGUAGGAAUUUUAGGAAAACAUUAUCUGUGAUAUAUUUAUACGUCUGUACUGAUCAUGUGUCUUGAUAAAAUAAUCAAAAAUCA
Molecule: messenger RNA, 1024 nt
Organism: Acanthopagrus latus (yellowfin seabream)
Lineage: Eukaryota; Metazoa; Chordata; Actinopteri; Spariformes; Sparidae
Gene: ece2a
Product: endothelin converting enzyme 2a
Exons: 4
Coding region: 192-926 (244 amino acids)
Molecular function (GO): S-adenosylmethionine-dependent methyltransferase activity
Source: RefSeq, a predicted model, not a curated record